Messenger RNA from Aspergillus niger, 1305 nucleotides. RefSeq lists its product as uncharacterized. The record is from RefSeq and is a predicted model, not a curated record. Gene Ontology annotation, biological process: carbohydrate metabolic process. The transcript is spliced from 6 exons. NCBI's taxonomy places the organism in Eukaryota, Fungi, Ascomycota, Eurotiomycetes, Eurotiales, Aspergillaceae. Gene Ontology annotation, molecular function: polygalacturonase activity. Bases 1 to 1305 code for a protein of 434 amino acids.
AUGAAGCUCCCCAUCCUAGUGACUCUAUUUAUUACUCUGCCCGCGCUUUGCGUGUCUAGCAAAACUCCUUCCGCGCCUACGAUCUCUGCAUAUCCGAAAUCUCCAGGGAACUUCAAGCCCGCCUCUGGACGCCAGAACAGCACAAGCAAUGUCUGUGAGGUCAAGCCGAACCAAACAGAUGCUGCCCCUGGUAUUCUUGCCGCAGCCCACACUUGCAACAAUGGGGGCACCGUUUUCCUACCACCGGGUGACUUUGUCGUCGCAACCGCACUGGAUCUCACAUUUCUAAACAACAUCGAUUUUGCCAUCUGGGGCAACAUCACUUUCAAAAAGGAUAUCGAUCUCUGGACAACCCAGGCAUUUCAAUACACAUUCCAGACUGCGAGUCUUUUCUGGCGAUUCGGAGGCAAUAACGUGAACAUCUACGGCGAUGGGAAGGGGGUGAUUGAUGGAGCUGGUCAAUACUGGUGGAGUGCGAUGGCUGAGGAUUCCAGUGUCAUGCGUCCUUGCCUCCUGGGCACAGACGGACUGCAUCAUGCCACCAUUUCUGGGCUCACGAUGCUCAACUCCCCAAAUUGGUUCAACCUGAUUGCAAACUCCACGGACAUCCUCAUCAGUAAUAUGACAAUGUUGGUGGAGAGUGAGAUAUCGGAUGCUCCAGCCAAGAACACAGAUGGCUGGGACAUCUACCGCAGCUCGAAUAUCGUGAUCCAAGACUCAAGAAUUGUCAACACGGACGACUGUGUAUCGUUCAAACCAAACUCCACCCAGAUUGUCAUCCAAAAUCUCGACUGCACUGGUUCCCACGGUAUUUCUGUCGGCAGCUUGGGUCAAUACCAAGGGGAAACGGAUAUCGUCGAAGAUCUGUACAUCUAUAACAUCUCCAUGACAGAUGCAUCAGAUGUGGCCCGAAUCAAGGUCUGGCCUGGUGUUCCUGCUGAUACGUCAGGAUCAACCAGCGGUGGAGGACUAGGCCGCGUCCGCAACGUUACCUAUGAACACAUGCAAAGCGAGAAUAACGAUCACAUCAUUUCGGUCUCGCAGUGCUAUGAGUCGAAGAACCAAACGAUGUGCGAUUCAUAUCCUUCAAAACUCGUGAUUGAGGAUGUACUUUUCAAGGACUUUAAGGGAACGACAUCUAAGAAGUACGAUCCUGAGAUUGGAGAGUUGACAUGUAGUAGUCCGGAUGUCUGCCAUAAUAUCACUGUCCAAGACAUCAAUGUGACUCCACCCAGUGGUGACUCUCCCACUUUCACCUGCAACAAUAUGGGGAAUUCGAAUUUGGAGGACAUUACGUGUGCCUGA